AUGUCAAAGACAGGCCCGCCCGUGCUGAAACUCGUGGAUUUCGGUUACGCAACGACCGUCACCCGAACGGCAGCGCAGCCGCAGGCGGAGGAGAAGGCGGAGGAAGCCAUGUCACACGAGUGGUUGAUGCCGUCACAACAGCCGAGUCUCGACCACCCGCCGCUCCCGUUGCCAACCGUCCUCAGGCAGAACUAUGGUGUUCCAAGAAAACUCUCGCGAGAACGCGUCGUGGACGAUGCCCUGGAACUUCACCUGCCGGACCUGAGUGUUGCUGCGUCAUCAUCCUCAAUAUUGCAACACCAGAGCGCAUAAUGGACCCUCGAUACCGAAAAAAACAAGCAGGCGUGCCUGCAAGCAAGCAAAUUGCCCGUUGUAUCCUAUUCUCGAAUGACAG
Messenger RNA from Salpingoeca rosetta, 394 nucleotides. RefSeq lists its product as uncharacterized. NCBI's taxonomy places the organism in Eukaryota, Choanoflagellata, Craspedida, Salpingoecidae. The record is from RefSeq and is a predicted model, not a curated record. The transcript is spliced from 4 exons. Bases 1 to 312 code for a protein of 103 amino acids.